Gongylonema pulchrum is the source of this 1071-nucleotide messenger RNA. Lineage: Eukaryota; Metazoa; Nematoda; Chromadorea; Rhabditida; Gongylonematidae. The record is from the annotation of a GenBank genome assembly.
UUGAAAGGACCGGUGAACAUCGAUGAAGAGGUGAUCUGCAAUUGCUCGUACGCUGGAUGCGACGUCGAAAUCAGGCGUUUUUUGGGUUCGGACUAUUCGGGCAUGUGUCGAUCGACUAGUGGAAUUUGCUACAAACGUCUUUUACGGGAUCAUUCAGUGUUCCUCAGCUGCCUGAAUCGCGACACAAGUGCCGAUUUGCAAUGCCAUAUCAAGCAACCGAUGAACGAUGGCAGUGAGGGCGUACAGUAUUUCAAAAUCAUCGUGGCUUUUAUCGUUGGUGCUUUGCUUUUAAUUUUCUGCAUAAUGGCAGCUGUUGCUUGGCUUAACAAACCGCUGAAAAAAUGGCUAUUUUACUGGCUCCAUCAUCGUUCAAACGACGAAGAACGCUCACAUAUUGCUGGAAAAGAAAGACUGCUGCCGAACACUGCGGAUGCAUUUGGUCAUUUAAGCGAUUUACUUUGCAGUCUUGAUGAUACGGCUACCACGGGCUCAGGAUCAGGGCUUCCGCUACUUGCACAGCGUACAAUUGCACGACAAAUUGUGCUCCAAAAAGAAAUUGGAAGAGGCCGCUUUGGAGAAGUCUGGCUGGGACAUUGGAAAGGCGACGAAGUGGCGGUAAAAAUAUUCAGCUCACGUAACGAGAGGUCUUGGAAUCGAGAAGUUGAAAUUUUUCAAACGAGCCUCCUCCGCCACCAGAAUCUACUGCGUUUCAUUGCUUCUGAUAACAAAGAUACCGGGACUAGCACGCAGCUCUGGCUGAUCACUGAGUAUCACGAGCAUGGCUCUCUCUACGAUUAUCUGACGGCGUAUGUUGUUGAUGUGCCAGUCAUGUUGCGGAUGAUUCACAAUAUUGCAAGUGGCUUAUCUUUUCUGCACAAUGAAAUUCCAGGUCCACGUGGCAAGCCUGGAAUUGCACAUCGCGAUCUGAAAUCGAAGAACGUUCUGGUAAAAUCGGAUCUGACAUGUGUACUCGCCGAUCUUGGAAUGGCAGUUCGUUAUAUAAAUGGCGAACUUGAUUUACCGGAUAAUAACAAAUGUGGAACUGUUGUAAGUUUUGCUCAUAAUAAACAU